AUGCGUCUUCAAUGCGCCGCAGUAUUGGUGGCCCUACUCGCAUGCGUCGUUGGUGUCUCUCUGGCCAAGAAACCAGAAACGACGGAAGUGGGUCCGUUCGCUACGACUGGCAGCGGUAUUAUAACAGGAAAGCUGCUCAAAUCGAGCGUCACCAACGCUGAAGGCGAUGAAGAAAGACUGACGGGUCUCGAGAAACUCACCAAGGUUAUCGAGUCGGUGAAAUUAAAAUACAAGGAGAGUAGCCAGUUAGAUUCCUGGCCGACGGAGAGGUAA
Messenger RNA from Phytophthora nicotianae INRA-310, 273 nucleotides. RefSeq lists its product as hypothetical. Lineage: Eukaryota; Oomycota; Peronosporomycetes; Peronosporales; Peronosporaceae. The transcript has a single exon. Bases 1 to 273 code for a protein of 90 amino acids. The record is from RefSeq and is a predicted model, not a curated record.